AUGCCUUCCGCAACAUCUGUACUCUCCGCAACCCCCUGCCUCUCCUCCAACGACUCCGCCGUUCUCCAGGCGCUAUUCGACGCCGAAUCAUCCCCCGCAAACGCUUCAAACGGCAUCCAUCUCGACCCGUCCCUCCCCCAACAGCUCCCUGGCAUAUCUGCCAGUGAUCUCUCAAAACUCCAAGCAGAGGAACUCGCUGCAAUCAAGCCCUUGCAGCAGCGACAAGAGCCGCGACAACAAGAUUCUGACCCCGUGGCAAAUGCAGAUGCAAUCCGCACGGCCGUGUCACGGCUCACAGCCAUCAUCGACGAGAAUCCGCAGUACCCGUCCGCUUAUAUAAACCGUGCGCAGGCCAUGCGGAUGCUGGUGGAGAGUAGCAGUCCCCAGAACAUGGAGAAUGCGGAUUCAUUGGGCAGUCAGAUCUUCUCAGACUUGUCAACGGCGAUAUCUCUUUUGACUCCCUCCUCCUCUUCCUCCUCCUCCUCCUCCUCCUCCUCCUCGCCAGCAUCAUCAACGAUAUCCCUCUCACCCCUCCACUCCCGCAUCCUUGCAAACGCACACACCCACCGCGCCUACAUCCUCUACAGAGCUGCGCGAUCCCUAGCUUCGUCGUCUGCAUCUGCAUCUGAAUCCUCAUCUGGCACCAACAUCCACUGCUCCGACUCCACAGAUAGACAACCUGUGUUUCCUCCCCGCAGCAACUCCGCAACAAGUCCGCGCAGCAUCUGGAGGAGAUGGAAGUAUGGGAUUUCCAGCUUGGCGGCGCCAUGGGAAUGA
Molecule: messenger RNA, 777 nt
Organism: Paracoccidioides brasiliensis Pb18
Exons: 1
Coding region: 1-777 (258 amino acids)
Biological process (GO): cilium assembly
Source: RefSeq, a predicted model, not a curated record